AUGUCUCUUUCAAGAGGCCUGGCAGCCCACGAGUCACGAAGCGAGCUUCAUACCAUAAUUUCCACCGAGUGUCAAUCAAGAACAUCUCGUGUUGAGUGGGCUUGUAGGUAUGUGCCCCUCAAGCUCGCGGUGCUCUAUCGCUUGUUCCUCUCUCGGAGCCGCGAUUCCGUGGCACCGCAUGCCGGCAUGGCCGUCGUCAUGGCGCCAGCCUCCUUCUACACUAUGGCCCACCUGAGCAGCGGGAAGCCCGGUGGUGACGUCAUGGGCUACGUCCUCUUCGCCGACAGCACUCUGUGCUUCCUCCUCGCACUGAGCCUGCUCUACUCCAGGCGGAAACUCUGGAUUUCCGGCUUUCACCCGACCUACGUGGCAUUUACCUUUCCACUGGCCUCCACGGCGUCAGCAGCCCUCUUGGCUUCGGAGCGCUUGCCCCUGGUGGCGGGUGCCGCCUGCCGCUCUUGGGCCACGGUGCUAUUGCUCGCCGCGCUGGCCGCCUCGCUGACGGUGCAGGCUGGUUUCCUGCGCCUCGUCUUUUCCCUGCGAAGCCCGCGGACAAAGACUGCAUAG
Messenger RNA from Symbiodinium sp. CCMP2456, 567 nucleotides. The record is from the annotation of a GenBank genome assembly. NCBI's taxonomy places the organism in Eukaryota, Dinophyceae, Suessiales, Symbiodiniaceae.